AAUGAAUUCAUAUAUCUAUAUCUGUAUAUCGCGGCUAAUUGGUGUAGCUUUUUAUCACUGCGGCAGAAUUAAGCAUAAAGAUGUACAAGGUAGCAAACGCCUCAGAAUACCUUGUGAUCACUGGGGUUGGAAUCACAGACAUAAAGCUUGCAAAGAAAGCAUGGGUUCUCCCAGGCCAGUCAUGCACCGUUUUCGACCUCUCUCCGGUGAACUACACCUUCGAGGUUCAGGCCAUGAGCGCCGAGAAGCUCCCUUUCAUUCUCCCUGCAGUCUUCACCAUCGGUCCCAGAGUGGAGGACGAAGACAGCCUUCUCAAAUACGCCAGACUCCUCUCCUCCCACGACAAGCUCUCUCACCAUGUCAAGGAGCUUGUCCAGGGCAUCAUCGAGGGUGAGACGCGUGUCCUCGCUGCUUCCAUGACCAUGGAGGAGAUUUUCAGAGGCACCAAAUCGUUUAAACAGGAAGUGUUCGAGAAGGUUCAGCUGGAGCUUAACCAGUUCGGCCUUCUGAUUUACAACGCCAACGUUAAGCAACUUGUUGACGUGCCAGGUCAUGAGUAUUUCUCUUACUUGGGCCAGAAGACUCAGAUGGAAGCUGCCAACCAAGCCAAAGUUGACGUGGCUGAGGCCAAGAUGAAAGGAGAGGUUGGAUCGAAGCAGAGACAAGGGCAAACGCUUCAGAAUGCUGCCAAGAUCGAUGCGGAAACUAAGAUAAUAUCGACGCAGAGGCAAGGAGAUGGUAAGAAGGAGGAAAUAAAGGUGAGGACAGAGGUUAAGGUGUUUGAGAAUGAGAGAGAGGCUGUGGUGGCAGAGGCAAAUUCCGAGCUUGCAAAGAAAAAAGCUGUGUGGGCUCAAACGGCGCAGGUGGCAGAAGUGGAGGCCGCCAAAGCUGUGGCUCUCAGAGAAGCGGAAUUGCAGAGAGAAGUUGAGAGGAUGAAUGCUCUUACAAGGACUGAGAAGCUUAAAGCUGAGUUCCUCAGCAAAGCAAGUGUUGAGUAUGAAACCAAGGUACAAGAGGCAAACUGGGAGUUGUACAAGAAGCAAAAGGCGGCGGAAGCAAUAUUGUUUGAGAAGGAGAAAGAGGCGGAAGCGCAAAAAGCAUUAGCGGAGGCAGCAUUUUUCAGUCGGCAACAAGAAGCUGAAGCAGAACUAUUUGCAAAGAAAAAGGAGGCAGAAGGGCUUGUGGCACUUGGGCAGGCCCAGGGGGCAUAUUUAAAGACACUUCUUGGUGCACUGGGAGGCAACUAUGGCAACCUAAGGGACUACUUGAUGAUAAAUAGUGGCAUGUUUCAAGAGAUUGCCAAGACUAAUGCCGAUGCAAUUCGUGGACUUGAGCCAAAGAUUAGUAUUUGGACUAAUGGUGGAGAUACAAAUGAUGGCUAUGGAAGUGGUGCCAUGAAGGAUGUUGCUGGUGUCUACAAGAUGUUGCCACCUUUGUUUAAGACAGUUCAUGAGCAAACCGGUAUGCUGCCACCCGCUUGGAUGGGAACCCUGCCCGAUAAUGGUUCUUGAGCCUCUGCUUAUUAAUACCUCCACAUCAUCAAAUGUGUGCUGCUCGCUUUUCCUCUUUUUUAUUUUGCCGAUUGGAUGCAUGUUUUGUAAAUAAGGUUUCUUCAAGCUCAAGCUAUCAAGCUUCUGCAUUGCUGACAACUUCAGUUAUUUACAUUCGUUAUCUUUCUCAACAA
Glycine soja is the source of this 1684-nucleotide messenger RNA. RefSeq names its product flotillin-like protein 4. Gene Ontology annotation, biological process: protein localization to plasma membrane. Gene Ontology annotation, cellular component: plasma membrane; plasma membrane raft. NCBI's taxonomy places the organism in Eukaryota, Viridiplantae, Streptophyta, Magnoliopsida, Fabales, Fabaceae. The record is from RefSeq and is a predicted model, not a curated record. The transcript has 2 exons. The coding region runs from base 81 to 1511 and encodes 476 amino acids.